AUGGGUGCUAUUCCGGAAGCCGACCCCGAUGAGGUCCUCGAGACCAAGCCCUUCAAGUUUGUCACUGGUAAGCUACGAUGCCCGUUUCCCCAGAUGAACCAGACCAAGCACUGCUGGCAGAACUAUGUCGACUACUACAAGUGCACCACUGCUAAGGGCGAGGACUUCCGCCCCUGCAAGCAGUUCUACCACGCCUUCCGCUCUCUCUGCCCCAAGGCCUGGACCGACCGUUGGGACGGUCAGCGCGAGGCUGGCAACUUCCCUGUCAAGCUUGACAAAUAG
Penicillium bovifimosum is the source of this 282-nucleotide messenger RNA. Its product is annotated as cytochrome c oxidase subunit VIb. The record is from RefSeq and is a predicted model, not a curated record. Gene Ontology annotation, cellular component: respiratory chain complex IV; mitochondrion. Bases 1 to 282 code for a protein of 93 amino acids. The transcript has 5 exons. Lineage: Eukaryota; Fungi; Ascomycota; Eurotiomycetes; Eurotiales; Aspergillaceae.